GCAGCGGUGGUGCCCUGGGAGGUAGACCAGAGCUUUGGAGGAUGCUUUUGCAAGUUACACCCUCGGAGUUUCUGAUCUCCUGCAGCCUCUUCUUGCCUCGCGCUGCGCAGGCCUUGGCAGCUGAGGCCGGUUUACCCCCGUUGAGUCGUUCCUUCAUGGGCUUUGCUGCCCCCUUCACCAACAAGCGAAAGGCUUACUCGGAGCGCAGGAUCAUGGGUCCCUUGGCCUGCGAUUCCUCUUUCCCUAGGUACUCAAUGCAGGAGAUGUAUGAGGUGGUAGCCAAUGUCCAGGAGUAUCGUGAAUUUGUGCCCUGGUGUAAGAAGUCUCUGGUGGUGUCCAGCCGCAAAGGUCACCUGAAGGCUCAGUUGGAGGUUGGGUUUCCACCUAUCUUGGAGCGCUACACCUCUGCAGUUUCCAUGGUCAAACCUCACAUGGUCAAGGCUGUUUGCACUGAUGGCAAGCUCUUCAACCACUUAGAGACUAUUUGGCGAUUUAGCCCCGGUAUUCCUGCCUAUCCCCGAACCUGCACUGUGGACUUCUCGAUUUCCUUUGAAUUUCGCUCUUUGCUGCACUCCCAGCUGGCCACCAUGUUUUUUGAUGAGGUUGUCAAACAGAAUGUUGCUGCUUUCGAGCGCCGGGCAGCCACCAAGUUUGGUCCAGAAACAGCCAUCCCUCGUGAACUGAUGUUCCAUGAGGUGCACCAGACUUGAGGCAAGGGAUGGGACUGUUCCCUAGCCUCUGACUCACUCCCCUUCCAACCCAAUUCUCUUAUUUAUUUGGUUUGGCUCCUACUCUGAGAGGAGUCUGUAACACUGUUCCUCUUAAUUCCCCAGAAAUUAGGCCCUGCACUGGCUGGAAAUGCUGGGGAAAGACAGAGGUUAUGGAAACAACACAUGCCUAUGAAAGAGUCAGGUUUAUUCUAGAAGUCCAGUAUAUUUGCAGUCUGUUCACACUGUGUGGUUGUCUCUGGGCCCUGUCAGGAUACCUUAGUAUCUGACUGGGAAAAGAAUAACUUCUUGAACUCCUGAAUAAAUUUGAGCUUUUCCUCUGGCACAGAGAUAAUGGGUACUAAAUAACUUUUGCCUUGAGACUCUACAGGAAAAAACACAACUUGCCUUCAGCUUGGAAUCCACUUUGUCUCAGUUCAACAACAUCUCCAAGCUGUACAAUAUUUCUAAGCCGGGUGUGCAGGUACACUCCUCUAAUCCCAGCACUCAGGAGGCUGAGGCAGGAACAUCACUAGUGUGAGAUCAGGCUGGGCUA
This is a messenger RNA of Fukomys damarensis (Damara mole-rat), 1263 nucleotides long. It is a transcript of the gene Coq10a, whose product is annotated as coenzyme Q10A. Lineage: Eukaryota; Metazoa; Chordata; Mammalia; Rodentia; Bathyergidae. The record is from RefSeq and is a predicted model, not a curated record. Gene Ontology annotation, cellular component: mitochondrion. Gene Ontology annotation, molecular function: ubiquinone binding. The transcript is spliced from 5 exons. Gene Ontology annotation, biological process: cellular respiration; ubiquinone biosynthetic process. Bases 42 to 710 code for a protein of 222 amino acids.